Messenger RNA from Tricharina praecox, 1221 nucleotides. Its product is annotated as WD40-repeat-containing domain protein. Lineage: Eukaryota; Fungi; Ascomycota; Pezizomycetes; Pezizales; Pyronemataceae. Gene Ontology annotation, molecular function: protein binding. The transcript has 3 exons. The record is from RefSeq and is a predicted model, not a curated record. The coding region runs from base 1 to 1221 and encodes 406 amino acids.
AUGACCUCUCCGCCGCCACGACCACGAUCCGCAACACCAGAAGUACAAUCGCAAACAUGGCCGCACAUCACCUCCCCGCCCCGUCUAGUCGCCAGCACGGGCACCACCUACAGCGGCAGCAUCGCCGCAACCUCGGACUGUCCCACCCGCCCCGACGCGUCCGAAAGUAACCUGUUCAAGUCGCUGCAAUGGACCUCCGACGGCAGCACGCUGCUCACACACUCCGAGGACGGCGGCCUGCGGACCUUCAUCCUUCCACCAGACAUCCUCUCGCCCACCCUCACGCCCCUCACCCCCUACUGCACCACCUUCCUCCCGCACCGCAUCUACGCGACCGCUCUCUACCCCUCCAGCAGCCUCUCCACGCCGUCGACACUCCUCUACCUCGCCUCUUCUCGCGGGGGUCCAAUCCGGCUCCACUCCCUCCUACACCCCACCCUGCUCGCCUCCUACCCGCUAAUAAACGCGCACACGGAAUCCUACCUCACGCCGCACUCCCUUCUCAUCCCGCCGCACCGGCCACACACAUUUAUCGCCGGCAGCGCCAGCUCCCUUUCCUUCUUCGACCUCCAUCGCGCGGGCAGCGCGCCCGUGCGCACGCUGCGCACGAUCCCGACGCGGAGAAGCCCGGCGACGACGGUUACUAUGAAGGGGCUGAUUACAGCGCUGGCGCUGGGGGGUGGGGGUGGGGGUGCAGGUGGGGGCGUGCUCGCCGCCGCGACGAAUACGAGGCAGGUAGGACUGUAUGCCGGUGAUGGCAAGGGGGAGGUCGUCGGCGUGUUUGGCCUGCCCAAGGAGCCGAGGGGGGAGGCCGGUGGUGGCGUUACCCAGCUGGAAUGGAGUAAGUGCGAGAGGUACCUGUUCAUUGCGGAGCGCAGGAGUGAGGUCGUUACGGUCUACGAUAUUAGAAACACCGGGCGGCGAGUGGGGAGUCUGAUGGGCCGUGGGGCGGCGACGAAUCAGAGGGUGGGGGUUAGUGUGGCGCACGCGCUGGGGGGCGAGGUGCUGGGUGGUGGCAUGGAUGGGAUGGUCAGGGUUUGGGAGGGGGAGGAGGGCGGGGAGGCCGUGGGGGGGUGGAGGGCGCAUGAAGAUGUCGUCACUGCUGCCGUCGUGCAUCCGUUUGACACAGACACGGAUGCACCGCCGUGGGACAACAGUCUCAAGAUUUGGGAGGUUCCGCGAGCACACACGCACUCGUCACCGGAGGACAGAGAACCAUAG